GACAUUUUAAAAAAAAUACACAACUAGCCGCUCACGGCUAACAGGGCUCGCGAAGGUGCGAGCGCACUGCGCCAAAACACGUUCAAAUUCCUCCUAAGUUUUAAAGAAGUGUAGUAUUUUUAUCAGUGCAUUGUUUGUACGUCGUAAAUUACAUAAACUACACAAUACUGAAGAUGUCGAAAAGUCUGACGUUGGGAAAAGAAGAAUAUAACUGACGCCGCGGUGAGUUCCUGUCCAGGCGCAUUGGUCCAUGUUUGUUGGACCUUUGGGCUCUGGGCUCAACUAGCAUGAAGAUGGCUGAUUCAGAGAAGGCAGAGGAAUUUGUUGAUGCCGAGUGCCCCCUAGAGUGCCUUGAUGAAGCACAAUCAGCCACGGCUUCUGUUCAGGGAGAGCAGGAUGAGCAUCUGAAAACAGAGACCACCACCAGUACCAGCUCACCGCCAAGGGAAAAGGAGGGAGACAGCCCCUUGAAUACAGAGGGUGAGCAGAGUCUCCUCUCUAUGCCAUGCCUGAUGAAAGAGCUCCGCCGAGACUCCCCAGAGUCCCAGCAUGCCUCCACAGGGAUCGACAAGCCUGCAUCCCGACAUAUCUAUGAGAGUGACUCCUCAAACCCCUGCAUGCUCUCCCCCUCAUCCAGCGGCCACCUGGCUGACUCAGACACACUCUCCUCAGGAGAAGAAGGUGCUGCUCCUCCUGUUGGAGAAGACGAGGGCAAUAUGGAGGCAUCAAAUGAUCCAGAGGAAGCAGCAGGAAGGCAAGCAUCUGCCACGUCCACAGGGGGGAGAAAGUCCCGGCGGUCACGAUCAGAGAGCGAGAUGCCUCCUAAUGCAAUGGCUGCAAAGAAAAACCGCUGCCAGCCCACUGCGGCCGCAGCGGGAGGGCAGGAAAAACAAACCAAUGGCAAGCUGGGGAAAGUGAAAGGUCACCGGAGCCAGAAACACAAGGAGCGAAUGCGAUUGCUGAGGCAAAAACGAGAAGCGGCAGCGCGGAAGAAGUAUAACCUGCUGCAGGACAGCAGUACAAGCGACAGCGAGCUCACAUGUGACUCCAGCACCAGCUCCUCUGAGGAUGACGACGAUGACACUUCGGGAGGUAGCAAGACAAUCAAGACAGAUAUUUCAGCUGGCUUCAGACGUGCAUCGGAGAGAUCCAGAGUGGGCGCCCAGAUUCAUGGGCUGCUGGACAGCAGUACGUGGGACAGGAACGGCAUCGGCAGUGUCCUGGAGGAGGCCAUGACGCGCUUUGCUGUGAUGCAGCGCCAGACCGAGGAGCGCUUCCGCAUCUGGAUGGAAAAGCUUGCACACCUCGACUCGGACAACGACUCGUCCAAACGUUCAAGCGACGCCCUCGAGGGGCAGCAGCAGGGUGGACGCUUGUCCCCACCCAGUUCCUAUUUGCCAUCAUCGGAGUCCGCUGAGACUAUGGCUGCUUACAUGCUGGCUCGGGAGAACAACAGUCUCACACCCACCCCCAUGAACAACAACAUCCUACCUGAAGUGGCCACUCAGAAUGGAAAUCUAAAUGUUCCUGACCCUGGUCUCCUGAAUGUUUAGAUUACACCUCUGCUCCAAUCGUCACUGUUUCAGACUUUGUCUUCUUGAGUGUAGAUGUAGUUUCAGAGGUCAUGACAAUGGGUAUUAUAGAUAAAUGAUGUGAGGUCUCCAAUCGGAUACACCCCUAAACGUCAGCUGGGCUGGAGCCACUCAGCUAAACUGGACUCUGUGCAUCUGCUGACACUGGAUCACUGUGAGACUGUCUGAAUAUUUCAACUCACCUGUUUCAUUUCUGCUGAAUCUGAGACAUGGACACAGGCCAAAUCUCUACAGACUCUUGAGUCAGGGCUUUUAUUCUACUGCUAAUGUAUGGCUUGUUUAUUUUACGUAAGCAGCUGUGCAUACAUACACUCACUGAGUAGCUGAUUAUGUCAUUCAUAGAGGAUGUGUAUAACAGCACGGUGCAGCCAUCAUGAUAGUGCUAACGUGGGGUGCUGCUGCUUAAUAGCAUGUGCCUUGUCAUUCUGACUGUGCUGGGAAUGAUAAAUAGAGCAUCAUAGUACUAUUUCUUUAAAAAUGUAGAUUCCACUCCUUACUUAAUCCUUCCUUCUCCUGGGCUAUGUUUGCACUUUGCUUAGAAAUGGUUCAGGACUUUUAAAAUGCCGUGGCAAAUUUUAUUUUGGUGGCAUAGCUUUACUAACAUCUAAACAUUUUAAACAGAUUUGCCUAUACAUAUAAAAGCAAAAUGCUAACCAACAAAUUUCUUGUUUUGAAUAUAUUUAGAUUAGAUGUUUACAUUUUUAAUGUUUGCCUUUCUGUUACAUUUGCUGCUAUUGCUGCGUUUGUGCAGUAAGAAGAAACUAGUGAGGGAGGAGUGACUCCUAAUGGUUAUUUGUAGUAGCCUUUGUGUAGAUUAUUGACAUCUGAUAAGGCAUGGGCUCAUAUGUUGUAGCUGUUAGCUUCAAUGUUAAGAGCCUCUAAUUUCUACUUGUAUAAUAUCUGCCUAGUUUAUAUUUUAUUUGCACUGGCCUGCCAGCUUGGCCUGUCUCUGCAGCGUGACUUUAAACUAAAGAACCCAGGCAUCAAACUAACAAAUACCCCGCAGUAAUACCAGCUGUGGUAUGGUGCAUGGCAAUGUUUACUGACUUCCUAAAAACUGACUGAUCUGAGCGAUCAUGUGGCCUUCUCUGGUUCAGAUCCUGUGGUCUUUGAGGUGGAAACACCCCUCCUCAACCCCCGUCCUCAAACUACUUUUGCUAAAGUGGGUGACUAUAGAGUCAUAACACUGCUAACAGCUUCCAGACAGGAUGAAGAAGUCUUUGGCCUAAUCAUAUUUAUAGUUAGGAUGUUUAAAAAAAGUGUCACAUUUUUGUGUGUGUAUAUGUAGCCCUAUGACUGUCAGUUUUAUCAUGUGAAAGCUGGAAGCUUUCCCACCUGUUUGCAUGUGAUUAUAUUAGUAUACAGAAUGUGCAAGGCCAAUUGAGUUUCAUCAGCAGCAUGUGUGCAAGGUGUACCUUUGCUUAUGCUGAUUCACCAUGGCUAACCUGACAUUUUAUCUGUUUAAUUGCCUUUCUUGGCCUUCUCUCUUGUUUUGAAUUAUGUUUUUUUUUUUUUUUUUUUUUUUAAUCAUGUUGCAUAAUUAAUAGGGCUUCCCCGUAAAUGUCAGUGACAAGAAUCAUAAGUCAAGAGGACCCCAAGUUGACUCUCAUAUUGUCAGUCAAAUCCGUACAUUUUCUGCCAUAUUACACAGAACAGACAAAAGCUGGGCAUGCUUGAAACUAGGGCUGUUGAAAGAUUCUAAUUUUUAAUUGCAGUUAAUAUGAGAAUUUCUGUAGUUAAUUGCAAUUAAUUGAAUACCUUUUAUUGCCUUUUUAAAUUCCCCUAUGUUGUGUCAAUUUAGACUUUUCUACCGCCUUAAACUAAGAGUAAUUGACUUCCUGUUAGACACAGACCUGCUUUUAUAGAUAGAUUGAAGAUUUGAACAUGAACUUAACUAUGGAAAAGGAACUUGUUAUGGAUUGAAAAGGAAAUAAGGGACCAGUCAAAAAAGUAAACGUUUGAAAACACAUGAUGCAGAUGACUAGACUUGUCCACUGAGAUGUCUGAGACAUUAAAGAGCAGUAGUGGACUUGUUUUACAUUACUUUGGCUGGAGUGGCUCAACCAGAGUGUGUUGAAAGGGACAAAAAAUAGUUGAUUGCAAUUAAUGUGAUUAAUCUUCUCAGCCCUAUUUUAAACUUCACAAAAUAAACCUCAAAGAAAAAACGAUCUAAGAUAAAGCCAUCAGGCAGUACAAAAAGGAAAAAACUCUUCCAAGCCAAGUUUACUAUUAGUAGAUUCUUCAUAAGGUGUUAGCAGGAUCUUUAUUAUUUGAAGAGGUCUUCUACGCUGUAAAAGAUCAGAAACAACAUUAAAAGUAAUACCUGUAAAAAAAAAAAGAGAACAUAUUCCUAGUCAAAACUGGAAUGGAAGUGUUCAAAUGACUUAUAAAUGUGCCUAUUACACAAGACCUAGGUUGGCCUAUACAGGAGUGUGGUGUGGCAAUUUAACAGCAAAAAAAAAGAAAACAGAUUUGACUGACUUAAGUCUGAGUCUAGUGCAGUCCUAGUCACAUUGCUAUUUCAGUUAAAAUGGAUCCAAUGACUACUAUCUUGCAUGUGUUAAAAUUGAAUUUACUUUAAAUCACCUGUUGUGUCAACAUGUUAAAGUGAACCCUUACAAACACACACACUGUGUGCAUUAGAAAUAACACUAAGGACAGUCAAUUGUUUACCAAAGAGCUAUCCUGGUUUACAUGAGUCCUUUUUUCUAUCUCUAAUACAUGGCCUUUAAAUCAGUUUCUCUGGUAACCCUGGUACCUUCCUAUUCCACCCCAACCAGCUAUUCAUAGGCAGCCUUCUGUCAUAGUACAUGCUGUCCCGACCAACCCUCCCUCACACUCACUCACUCACACACCCAUAGACACGACUGGGUAGCUGUGUUAGUGUGUGUCUUUCUCCCAGGGACUCCUUUUACAGGGUAGAACAAAGAUUAAUGUUCCAGCUCUUCCACUUCUUUCUGUUUUGACCUUUGAAUUAUCUGACAAAAUUCCAUUCACAGGUUAAGAUCAUUUUGAAAUGUUUUGUAUUGACUGUAUUUUAGUGUAGUUUUUAUGUGAAUGGCUGUUAUUUUAAAAGCAAUAAAUGGAAAGAAAAAAAAACUGCUGCAAAAGAUUUAUUGGUAUGAACACUUACUGUAGAAAAGCCUCACUAGUUUGGCUUUGAAAAUGUUUGUCAUGUUUUAUUGCCAUCAAAUUGAAAGAGCCAUAAUCUUAAUUUGUAUCUGGGGGAAUACAUGUUUCCUUGUGGAUAGUUCUGUUGAAGCUGCAGCUAGCUGGGUAUGGAUUCCAAACAGUCCUAUUCCCAGGCAUGAUUUGAAUAAUA
This is a messenger RNA of Cheilinus undulatus (humphead wrasse), 4914 nucleotides long. RefSeq names its product chromosome 17 C18orf25 homolog (gene ark2n). The record is from RefSeq and is a predicted model, not a curated record. The coding region runs from base 288 to 1553 and encodes 421 amino acids. Gene Ontology annotation, molecular function: ubiquitin protein ligase activity. The transcript has 3 exons. NCBI's taxonomy places the organism in Eukaryota, Metazoa, Chordata, Actinopteri, Labriformes, Labridae. Gene Ontology annotation, biological process: ubiquitin-dependent protein catabolic process.